Messenger RNA from Caretta caretta (loggerhead turtle), 3107 nucleotides. The record is from RefSeq and is a predicted model, not a curated record. Lineage: Eukaryota; Metazoa; Chordata; Testudines; Cheloniidae.
UUAAAUAGCCUUGCAGCCUAAGCCCAAGUCAGCUGGCCUGGGCCAGUCGCAGGAGUCUAAUUGUAGUGUACAUAUAUCCUAUGUGUGUACAUGCAAGUGGGGGAUAGAUCACGUCAGGCUGUGAGAGAGCAUGAAAGGAAAGGAUGUUGCUGGGAGAAGUUUUAUAAAGAGACCUCACAGCAAAACUGAGAAAUAUCAUGACAGAUAUUCAAAUUCUGUAUCAUUAACCUGCAGCGCAAGAGAUACUGAUCAUAAUUAGAUUACAAAACUAACAGUAACAAGAGAGCAGGGUUCUGUUAAACUCAUUUGUUAGAUAUCCAAAGAAGUUAUUUAGUUUCAUAUGUUUUCCCUUCAUUAUGACUCAAUGCAACAAGAUUAGCACUGGCAUGAAACAGAUCCUAGUAUUGCAGUUAAGGUAAAAAUAUCCUGUUCCCACACAUUUAUUCACAGUGAAAUCUAGCCAUGGUCUUGCCGCCAAAGUGACAGCUAAGCAUGGUGGUUCAACAGAACCAAGUUUAUAUUACACCUCUUUUUAGUGUUCUUCCCUCAUCCCAGUCCCAAGAGGGUAGGCUCCUCAAAAUAUCAAUUGCGCAGGAGCAUGAUCAAGCCUGUACCCGCUGUGGCUCAAACUCAGAUUCCUGGUCAGACUUGCGAUAGCAAAGGUUCAUGUUACACGACAGAGCAAGCAAAAUAAUCCUUUACUGCACUGCAGCAAGGGAUAACGUGAGCACAAUUUAAGUCGUUCUGCUUCCCUACAGGUUAUUAUAGCUGUACUGUCAACCCUAAGCAUUCAAAAGUCAUGAGUCGGACCCUAAAAUACCAUGAGAUUUUGAAAAAUAUUAAGUGCUGGCAAAUAAACAGAACCUUUCUGGUUGUUAGCCUUUAGGAUUCAUGUUUUCAAGGUUUUCCCCUGUGAACAACAAAUUAAAAAAAAAUGUAACUGAGAACAGAGCACCUGGCAAUCACAUGACUCCUGCUGGGACUUUAAUAAAGACACCAAUAUUGAUAGAUUUGGAUAAAAUCAUAAAGAGUUGGCAACACUUGACAGAACAGCAUGAGUGUCUGAUUCAGACACAAUCAGGGUGCACACAGGAAAGCAAAAAUGAAAGCACCAGAUCAUCCCACUAAAAUACACUUAAAGUGCAGGUCUAGCAGCUAUAACAGCAGCACAGUCAGUUUCAACACUGUUCUCUGCUGCACUGUUGAUUCCCUCCGCAGUCACACAAAUGUGGUCCAAGACUGAAUUCAGGGUCUCUGUUCACAGAACAAUUCAGUUAAGUCACCUUCAGCAAGGCCAUCCCAGACACUCUUAUCUGUUACACUACUCACCUAUGGUAUGAUCUUAUGUUACGCCUCAGGGCGGGUCUACACUACCACAGGGAUGCACUGAGAUCGAUCCGCCGGCGGUUGAUUUAGCGGGCCUAGUAAAGACCCACCAAAUCAACUGCAGAUCGCUGUCCAGUCGACCCCUGUACUCUACCCCAGACAAGAAGACUAAAGUGACUCAACGUGAGUUCUCUUCCGGGUGACUCCAGCUACGUUAUUCACAUAGCUCUGGUCUACACUAGGAGUUUAGGUCGAAUUUAGCAGCAUUAAAUCGAUGGAAACCUGCACCCGUCCACACGAAGCCCUUUUUACGACUUAAAGAGCUCUUAAAAUUGAUUUCCUUAAUCCACCUCUGACAAGUGGAUUAGUGCUUAAAUCGGCCUUGCCGGGUCGAAUUUGGGGUACUGUGGAUGCAAUUAGACAGUAUUGGCCUCCGGGAGCUAUCCCAGAGAGCUCUAUUGUGACCGCUCUGGACAGCACUCUCAACUCAGAUGCACUGGCCAGGUAGACAGGAAAAGGCCCGCGAACUUUUGAAUUUCAAUUUCCUGUUUGCAUGGUCACCUGCAGCUUGCCAUGCUGGCCAGAGCUCAUCAGCAGAGGUGACCAUGAUGGAGUCCCAGAAUCGCAAAAGAGCUCCAGCAUGGACCAAAUGGUAGGUACGGGAUCUGAUCGCUGUAUGGGGAGAGGAAUCCGUGCUAUCAGAACUCCAUUCCAGUUUUUGAAAUGCCAAAACAUUUGUCAAAAUCUCCCAGGGCAUGAAGGACAGAGGCCAUAACAGGGACCCAAAGCAAUGCCGCGUGAAACGUAAGGAGCUGAGGCAAGCCUACCAGAAAACCAGAGAGGCAAACGGCCGCUCUGGGUCAGAGCCCCAAACAUGCCGCUUCUAUGAUGAGCUGCAUGCCAUUUUAGGGGGUUCAGCCACCACGACCCCAGCCGUGUUAUCUGACUCCUUCAACGAAGAUGGAGGCAACACAGAAGCAGGUUUUGUGGAUGAGGAAGAUGAUGAUGAUGAAGUUGUAGAUAGCUCACAGCAAGCAAGCGGAGAAACCGGUUUUCCCGACAGCCAGGAACUGUUUCUCACCCUGGACCUGGAGGCAGUGCCCCCCGAACCCACCCAAGGCUGCCUCCCGGUCCCGCCAGGUGGAGAAGGGACCUCUGCUGCAUGUGUUUCAAUGAUCACAGGAUCUUCUUCUUCCCAGAGGCUAGUGAAGAUUAGAAGGUGAAAAAAACCACACUUGUGAUGAAAUGUUCUCUGAGCUCAUGCUGUCCUCCCACACUGACAUAGCACAGACGAAUGCGUGGAGGCAGACAAUGUCAGAGUGCAGGAAAGCACAAAAUGACUGUGAGGAGAGGUGGCGGGCUGAAGAGAGGGCUGAAGCUGAAAGGUGGCGGCAGCGUGAUGAGAGGAGGCAGGAUUCAAUGCUGAGGCUGCUGGAGGAUCAAACCAAUAUGCUCCAGCAUAUGGUUGAGCUGCAGGAAAGGCAGCAGAAGCACAGACCGCCACUACAGCCCCUGUGUAACCAACCGCUCUCCUCGCCAAGUUCCAUAGCCUCCUCACCCAGACGCUCAAAAACGCGGUGGGGGGGCCUCCGGCCACUCCACCCCAGAGGAUUGCCCAAGCAACAGAAGGCUGCCAUAAGUUUUAACGUUUUAAACUUUUAAAGUGCUGUGUGGCCUUAUCCUUCCCUCCUCCACCACCCUUCCUGGUGCUUCUCUCCUCCACCACCCCUCCUGGGCUACCUUGGUAGUCAUCCCCCAAUUUGUGUGACGAAUGAAUAAAG